Molecule: messenger RNA, 1335 nt
Organism: Trichoderma aggressivum f. europaeum
Lineage: Eukaryota; Fungi; Ascomycota; Sordariomycetes; Hypocreales; Hypocreaceae
Exons: 1
Coding region: 1-1335 (444 amino acids)
Source: RefSeq, a predicted model, not a curated record
AUGAUCCUCCUAGGCUAUCCCAGCCCGACGAUUAUCGCUUGGGCAGACCAAGACCGCGCCAGUGGGCUUCUUGGAGGCGGUUCGCAUUUUGCCAAAAUCAGACGUACUCUGGAUUACAUCAAUGACCCUAAGCGUCGCAACCAGCCCGGCUUCGAUGAUGAGCUCGUCAUGAUGCUCGAUGCAUACGACAUUUGGUUCCAGCUCCCUGUCGACGUGCUCUUAUCUCGCUACAACGCCAUUCUCGAGGACGAUGCCGCACGAGUUUCUCACCGCAUGGGUCGAGCUUAUACCGUGGAGGGCAUCAGUUCACGAGUUGUCUUUGGGGCAGGCAAACGCUGCGCACCGAAUCUGCUCAACUCGGUGGCCUGCUAUCCCGUCCCGGAAUCACCACUCCCAGACGAUCUUUAUGGCGGAAACACGGAUACUUUUAUCGGAACCAGCCAGUGGAGUAGCUACCGAACUCGCUAUCUCAACUCCGGAUUCAUCAUUGGGCCGGUGGGAGAAGUGCGUCGCGUGUUGGAGAGAGCUCUGGAGAAACUGGAAGAAUGUCAGAACCGAAAGGGCGCUUCGUUUGAUGACGGAACGGGAGCGUCGGAUGCGUGUUACCAUGGAAGCGACCAGAGCAUCUUUGUCGAGAUGUUUGGAGAACAAGAGUAUUAUCGCGAAGUCAUGAGGCGACACCAUCGCACCCGUGUUGACGAUGUGCUUGAUCGAGUCGUCCCCGGACGAGCUGGAUCAAGGCCGCCUCCUACCGAUGUCCAGCAGGUCCCCGUGCUGGAUCGUCUGGAACCGGCUUUCACUCAUCAGCAGUACAACAAGACGCAUCUUCCCAACAAGCCCUAUGAAUUCGGCAUUGCUCUGGAUUACUGGUCUCUGUUGGGUCAUCAGACGUCCAACGCCGUGACUGAUGCACGGUAUAUCCGACACAACCUCCCCGUGAAGCAGCAAAUGGGCAAAACCGGGAAAUUCGACUGCGUUCCCAAAACCGAAAUGAUGUCCUUACCAAACGACUUACCCAGCGACCGGCCUCUGCCAUGGAUGAGAGGAAGCAUGCCGGAUAUGUGGGCGGCGAUGCCGCUGUACACGGAGAUUUGCAUCGGCACGGUGCCCGUCAUGAUCCAUCACAACUCGGUGGAAAAGUACCAGCGGGAGAGGCAGUGGAGUCAGACGUGGUGGUACAGGAGAGCGAAGCCGCUGUUUGAGGAGAGGCGCAAGGAGGGCAUCGCGCAGUUGGCGGAGGGCAUUCCGACGGAUCGCGGGACGAUGGAGAAGUGGGAGAUGAUUUGUCCCAAGUUUCUGGAGAAGGAGUUGUUUAGGAAUGAAAGGGGGAAUUGA